Molecule: messenger RNA, 2819 nt
Organism: Lepus europaeus (European hare)
Lineage: Eukaryota; Metazoa; Chordata; Mammalia; Lagomorpha; Leporidae
Gene: SREK1IP1
Product: SREK1 interacting protein 1
Exons: 5
Coding region: 178-645 (155 amino acids)
Cellular component (GO): extracellular region
Molecular function (GO): zinc ion binding; hormone activity; nucleic acid binding
Source: RefSeq, a predicted model, not a curated record
CCGCAGCUUCUUGGUUCCGGGAUCGCUAGAGGCUUAUAGGGCCUUCCCUGCCUGUCGCGAAGGUGCCUCAGAGCGAGUGGGAGGAGGCCGCUUUGGCUGAACUUUGUCCCCGCAGCGGGCGGGAAGCAGAGGCGUUCUCGACAGCUGAGGGCUCCAGCGACCUUUUAUACCAGCGGCAUGGCAGUCCCAGGUUGCAACAAGGACAGUGUCAGAGCAGGCUGUAAAAAAUGUGGUUACCCUGGUCACCUGACUUUUGAAUGCCGCAAUUUUCUCCGAGUAGACCCUAAAAGGGACAUCGUUUUGGAUGUCAGCAGUACAAGCAGUGAAGACAGUGAUGAAGAGAAUGAAGAGCUAAAUAAGUUGCAGGCAUUACAGGAAAAAAGAAUAAAUGAAGAAGAGGAGAAGAAAAGAGAAAAAAACAAAGAGAAAAUCAAAUUGAAAAAAAAAAGGAAAAGGUCUCAUUCAUCUACUUCUGAUGAAGAGGACACUUCAAAACAGAAGAAACAAAAAUAUCAGAAGAAAGAAAAGAAGAAAGAAAAAAAGAAUAAAUCAAAAAAAGGGAAACAUCACAAAAAGGAGAAAAAGAAGAGAAAAAAGGAAAAGCAUUCUUCGACUCCGAAUAGUUCUGAAUUCUCCAAAAAGUGACUUGAGACUUUGGCCUACAAAUUAAAUUUAAAAUUUUGUUCUUCAAAAUUACUUGUCCUUCCUUAGAAUUUGCUAUCUAUUUAUGCUUUGUAGUAAAUCACGGCCUUCCCCAUAUAGAUAGUUUUCAUAUAUGGGAUGAUUAUCUUCCUGACAGUAUGUUUUUCAAGUACUAUGACUAUAAAGUGUUAAACCAGUCUUGAUACUUGAUAACCAUGCCAUAAGCAUAGGUAUUUAUACAUACAAAACAUCACUUUUGGUAUUUGUGUCUCCAUGUGUUUGACUAGUGUUAUUACAUCUUAAGUCGAUUGUGAAAUGGCUUUAUUACAGUCAGCACAGGUAAUCCACCUGGCAGUUAAUGAAUCAAGUGUCCAUCUUCCAGUGAAAAAGCUAGGUAGGGGUUAAUGCUUUGCUCUUGAUGCUGAAAAUAUUUAAUAGCUUUAUAUGCUAUAAUGUAAUGUACAAAGAAUGAAAUCCUUCACUGCUGUUUUUAAAUCUCUAGGCUUUUUUGGUUUUGAUUAGGACUUUUUAAAUGAUCAGUGUGGGCAAGAAGAUGAUAAUGAAAACUUUUACAACAAAAUUUUUGUUCUUUUAUGAAAUGCAGUUUCUAUUUUGUGCCUCCUUUGUUUUGUAACAAUUAAGAUCUUCCUUCCUAUUUAAAGAAACUAGUCUAGUCCAGCCCACUAGUAAGUCUCACAGAGCCAAUGUGUGUUAGUCAGGAUUUUUCAGGUAGACUCCUGGGUUAUUUUACCAGUGUGCCAUAUUGGCAUGAUACCUCAAACACAGAAAUCUUUACUUAGUAAGAAAACUAAAUCUUCAUUACAACUGAUUUUUAUUGUAUGUAAUAUGUAAACUUUAUUAGUCUUGUUUCUAUGAAUAAUGUGGAAAAUGUUUAUAAAUGUGAGCAUAUAUGUUUAUUUUGUCUGAAAUAAUUUGUAGUUUUGAAGCAAAUUUCACACUGAGGAUGUUUCCCUCUGUUACUUCAGUGAUAAAUCUCAGUAGCAGCAACAAAGAUUUUUCAUUAAAAUUUUUAUUCUAUACUUUUUAAAAUUCAAGAGCCAUGGAGUUUUAUCAUGAAAGCCUUUAUAUAACAAUGGGAAUUUAUAUGGGUAAGCAUUUUGAAACACCUACUAGUAGAUAUAAAUGAUUCUUAAAUUUUUAAUUUGACAAUGAUCAGUGUCACUUAUUUUGCUUAUUAAUUGGUUAUCCCUUAUGCCCAGGAAGUUAAAUACUUACCAUGUUGUAGCAGCAUCAACAGUCUACCAAUUUUCAUGGCACAGCACCAAAGAUUGCAAAUACCUCGUUGUAACACACUUAGACAUUUUAAAAUCAUUAACCCUUAGACAUGGCUACAGGUGAAUUUUUGAUGUGAAAUCAGGUAAGUACACUUAACCUCGCUGGCUGGAAGGUUUACAGAUUCUUUCUUCACCUGGCAUACCCUCUGUCAAAUUUGGGAGGCUUCAUCAUUUCUCUUAACAUACGUUUACCUAUGUGAGAACUUCAUCUUUGUUUCUUUUCUAGCACUGCAACCAUUGAAGUUCUCAUACUCCCAGCUUUUCUGUAAUCUAAUGUAGUAAUUUGGCCUACUCAAAAAGAAAUUAUUUUGUUUAAAUAGUUGUCAGGUAUUGGGAGAGAAACACAGAGUAUUGGAUUUGGAAGGGUUUGUCUUGGUUUUGCUACUAAUAUUAUGAAAAUGCAGUUAUCAAGAUUGAAAAAAUAAGUUUAAAAAGCUUUUAUAAAAAUGAUUACAAAAUGCUACAUACAGAAGGAUGGCUUCAUCUCAUUGAGUGUGUAAAGUGGUUUAAAAUGAUAGCAAUUGUGAAACAAUCCAAUUAUUUGUAAGUUUUUACAGUUGUUAAUUAUAAAAGUUACAAGUUGGCUCAUUUGGUUUGUUUUCUGAAUGCUGAUACAAUAAUGAUCCUGAAGUUAUAUAAAAGCCCUCAUUAACUAACAAAAUAUACAAAGUACAAGAUUUCAGUGCUCAGGGCUGGUGCUGUGGUACAGCAGGUAAAAGCCCCAUCCUGCAGAUCCGGCAUCCCAUAUGGGCACUGUUUGAUUCCUGGCUGCUUCAUUUCCAAUCCAGUUCUCUGCUAUGGCCUGGGAUAACAGUAGAAGAUAGCCUAAGUCCUUGGGCCCCUGCACCCAUGUGGGAGACCCAGAAGAAGCUCCUGGCUCCU